UCUUUCCUAUACUCAUGAGUUUACAGUCGGCCUUGGAACGAUUAGCUACGUACCGUGCCAACAACACGCGCGCUUCGCAAGAUAUAUUCCGAAAUGGACUUCUAGUGCUUCAGAAAAGCGGUUUCAAAAAGUUGGGAGACGACGCCUGGAUAUCCCUAGAACAAUUGGCAUUAGCCUCAAUAGACGUCGGACGACUCGAUAUAGCAGAUCAAUGCCUCCAGCUCAUUGCCGACAAUUUCCCCAACUCCCCACGCGUCGACUGUCUCAUAGGUAUCCGAAUGGAAGCUACAGAGCCUCCAGAAACAGCCCUUAAAUACUACGCCGACAUACUUGAAGCCGACUCCGCCAAUGUCGCAAUCUGGAAGCGACGAAUAUCAGUCCUGAGGAGAACAGGAAAGGUAGAAAAGGCCCUGAACGAACUCGUGCAAUUUGUGGAUACUUUCUAUACGGACGUUGAAGGGUGGCUAGAACUCGCAGACAUCUAUGCGUCGUGUAACCAAUAUGAUCACUCCUUCCAGGCGCUCUCACAUGUUCUGCUCCUAACGCCCCAGAACCCCUUCUACGUCCUCCAAGCCGCUGAAACAGCCUACACCUCAGAAGACUUUCCCCUCGCUAUCAAGAUGUUCCUCACCGUCGUAGACAUGACCGAUGCUGAUGAUUCAGAACAGCUUUUGCAAGAAUCCACACCUCUCGGGAUCACUGUGCGAGCGUGGUUCGGCGUGAAACUCUGUGCUCGUCGGAUAGCACAGAAUGCGAACCUGAAGUCUUCAUCGAAUACUAGUGCGCCGAAGAACCUGGGGUUACUAGAUGAACUGGCCGCGGAGCGUCUUCGAGUUGCGUAUUCAAGUUCGGGUCAGAAGGGUGAGAUCGCGAAAGGGAGACAAGAAGUUUUCGCUUGGGUCGCGACUCCCCUUGCGUAGGCAUGCAGUUGAUUUCCUUUCUCUUCUUCAGCUACGUCCAGUCCCGUCUUGUUGGCAUUUAUGACGUUCACUCAGACAUGAUCAAGGGAAGAGAUAGUCAUCAAUGUACUAGACAAAUGCCCGAGGUAAAUACUAUGACAAGACUGAAGUUUCGGGCGAGCACGCGUAGCGCCUGACCUGAGACAGAGGGAUAAGCUGCACACAGGGAUGGUGAGUUGCCUCGCUGCGACUGCACUGUAGGUGUCCUCUUGUCUCUUCUGGUGUGAAUUCCAGGAGAACGAUGGCUUCUGAAUUCAAAAGACCAACUCUGAGGCACAAAUUUGAGGACCAUGGGAAGGCUGUUCGAGAUUUCGUCUUCUGAUACGACAAUGUCCAAAUUGUGUACAGGGCUUCUUGUCGGGAAAGUAUGGAACUUCGAGGGUAGUAGGGAAUACGGAAUUGUAUCAGGCAGAGUGAACAUCACAAUUUGCAUUCGAGAA
This is a messenger RNA of Suillus fuscotomentosus, 1399 nucleotides long. RefSeq names its product TPR-like protein. Gene Ontology annotation, cellular component: EMC complex. The record is from RefSeq and is a predicted model, not a curated record. NCBI's taxonomy places the organism in Eukaryota, Fungi, Basidiomycota, Agaricomycetes, Boletales, Suillaceae. Gene Ontology annotation, molecular function: protein binding. Gene Ontology annotation, biological process: protein folding in endoplasmic reticulum. The transcript is spliced from 6 exons. Bases 15 to 920 code for a protein of 301 amino acids.